UCUAAAUGAUUCAAAAGUGAAAGUAGGCGAAAAUGGCGGGAGUAGAAGAAAUGGAAUUAGAAACUGCCGAUAAAGAGAAUACAGACAAUCCAGACAAAACAAAGGAUAAAGUUUCAAAUCAGGAUAACGAGAAGUUAAUGAAGUUGCCAUUGAGUCGAAUCAAAUCGAUCAUGAAGAGUGACCCUGACGUAACCUUAGCAAGUCAAGAGGCAGUGAUCGCUAUUGCCAAAGCUACUGAAUUAUUUGUGUGGGAACUUUCUAAAGAUGCUGUUCACAGUACAAUGCAGAGUAAAAGAAAGACUCUACAGAGGAAAGACCUUGAUUCCAUAUUGGACACAAGAGACUGUUAUUUAUUUCUAGAAGGAACCCUUGACUGAAUGUUGUUUAAAAUUCAUACUCUGAUUUCGACUUCACCUGUUUCCGGUCAAUGGCAUGAUGCACCGUUGGAUCAGUUUGUCGAACAUUUGAGAUGUACUGAUAUAGAUAAUAUUAUAUUAAUGACUACAGAGGGAUGUUAUUCAAAAUUGCUAUGGAUUUUGAACUUUGUGUCAGGAUGUGGAGCAAAUUGUAAAGCGUAUUAACACAACUGUUUCUAGAUAUAUCAUUAUUUAUAUAUUUCUAAAAUAGAAUGUUUUCUUUGUAAUUGUACAUGUCCAAUGUACAUAUAUUUUGCAUUAUUGCAAAGUCUUUAGGGUAAGUUUAUUAUAGGUAUAAUUGGCAUUAUCUUUAAAAAUUCAAUCUUCAGUUGUAGCAAACAGAAUUUAUCAGUAAUUUCAUGUCUGACUCAUUGUUAAAUUGUUUACACAGCGUUUAUUUAAUUGUAUAUUCAAAGUUUCUUGUAAUAAAACUUACACAGCAUA
Messenger RNA from Saccostrea cuccullata (small rock oyster), 860 nucleotides. RefSeq names its product DNA polymerase epsilon subunit 4-like. The transcript has a single exon. Lineage: Eukaryota; Metazoa; Mollusca; Bivalvia; Ostreida; Ostreidae. Gene Ontology annotation, molecular function: protein heterodimerization activity. Gene Ontology annotation, cellular component: epsilon DNA polymerase complex; nucleus. Gene Ontology annotation, biological process: DNA-templated DNA replication. The record is from RefSeq and is a predicted model, not a curated record. Bases 33 to 377 code for a protein of 114 amino acids.